Messenger RNA from Closterium sp. Naga37s-1, 3096 nucleotides. Lineage: Eukaryota; Viridiplantae; Streptophyta; Zygnematophyceae; Desmidiales; Closteriaceae. The record is from the annotation of a GenBank genome assembly.
AUGUCGGACGAUUCAGUCCUAAUCCACCUCCCCCUCGCCUCCCCCGGUCACAACGCUCCCGCCACCAAAAUGUCUCUCGACGAUCCCUCCGCACCGAUUUCCCUCUUCGCGCCGCAAAUCAGCCCCGCGCCGCCCCUCUGGGCGGCGCUCGACGCCAUGCACGGGCUCGACCCGGGCGGCGCGAGCGCGUGCUUCACCUCGUCGGAGCGCCUCUCCGACACGGAGUUCGCCGACGACUUCGAUCCGUCAUCUCCUCCCGGCCCGUCAUCUUUUCUGACGGCCGCCGACGACAUGGAGGCGCGCCUCUCCCGCCCGUCCCCGCACACGCGGAUCCCGGAGGCGGAAACUCCGCGCAAGAGCGGGGGCGGGGGGGCGGGAGGGGACGGCGCAGGCGGAAUGUGCUGGUCGCCGGCGUGGCUGCCGAGCGAAGACGACAUUUUCAACGACCCAAUCAGCGGCGACAGCACAAUGCUGCACGAUGCGCCGCCUUUCGCGGGAAACAGCGGCGGGAGCGGCGGAAGCCGCGGCUACCAAGGAGAAAGCGGACCGGGGAUGGGCACUGGGGCGAUGUCCGCCGGAUCUGGCGGCGGGAAUCGCGGGAUGGGGGGUAUGAGUGGCGGGAAUAGUCCGUUUGGAGUUAAUCUGUCCGGGACGGACUCGGCGGGUCUGCUGCUCUCGCGCACUUCGCCGAUGCCCGGGAUGACCGUGCAGGAUCUAAUCAUGGCCGUCGAUUCGGUGAGCUUCGCCACCCCUGCGCCGCACGGCAGCCGCGCGAUCGGCGGCGGAUCGGACGGCGGGUCGUUCAACAACGCCCUUUCGUACACCAACGGGCCGUCUAGCAACAACGCGCCGUCAUCUUACACCAAUGCGCCCUCCUACACUAACGGCCCGUCUUACCCCGCCAACCAAUCACCGGAGCCUUGGUCCCUCACCUCCUAUUACGACACGCCCGUUUCCGAUAUCCUCUGCGAGACCGGCCAGGCCUCCACGUGUCCGUCUUCCAUUGGCCCGUCGUCCACAUCGGAUGUUCGUGUCUCCCCAACGCCUCAGAGCGACCUGUUUCCGGGAAAUGCUGGUCCCGCUCCGAUUGCCUGCUCGCCUAGUACUUAUCGCGGGCUGGCUUAUAACGAGGCUCGGCGGGCAGUGCGGGGCAACCUGAUGGACCGUCUCAACGCGCGGGAAAACGACACGCGGCCGCUGGAUGCGCCGCAGCAGCCGCUUCUGCAGCAGCAGCAGCAGCAGCAGCAGCAGCAGCCGCAGCCGCAGCCGCAGCAGUACAACCCUAGCAGUCAACAGCAGCAGAUGCAACAGCCGCAAUCGCAGAUGCAGCAACAGCAGCAGCAGGCGCAGUACGGCAGGCCACCCUUCUCCUCUCCUGCCCCUGCCCCUGCUCCUGCUCCUGCUGCUGAUGCUUCUGCUGCUCCGAACGCUCCUAGAGCUUCUUCUAACUCGCCAUCACUGGCAGCAGCAGCAGCAGCAGCAGCAGCACCAGCGGCGGCAACAGCAGCAGGGUCGCCUGCUUUCUCCAACGCCAGCACCCCUGUUAUUGCCGCCGCCGCUGCUCCCCGUGCUCCGCCCACUCCCCUCUCUCACGCGCCCCUCUCCCUCCCUGCUUCUCGCUUCGGCAGCGGCGGCAACGGCAGCAGCAGCGCGUAUCAGAGCAGCAACGGCAGCACCCCACACAGUAGUGGCGCUCCCUACAGCGGCAGCCACACCCCCAGAGCAGCCCGUCCCCAAGACGUCAGCAGGCAUGCCAGCAGCACUGGCAACGCACCCAUGACUGUGAAGGAAGAAGCGACCGGGGCAGGCUCACCUGGGGGAGGUGCAGGUGCCUCUAGAGCAGGUGCAUCUGUGGACCUGACGUGCGAGGAGGACGAAUUGAAACUGAGCCUGGAUGCUGCAGAGGAGACUGAGGGUGGGGGGGCAGCAGCAGGAGCAGGAGGAGGAAAGGGAGGCGUAGUCAAGCAAGCAACAUUGACGAACGACCCUAACCCCGCAGGGCACAGCGACACGGUGAUGCAGCUGCAGUACGCGGGAGGCAACGGGCCGCUGGGCUUUGGAUACAAGAUGGUUCCGCGCAGCGCUUCAAUGUCCACCACCCCUUCCUCCCUCCCCUCCCUGGGCGCUGGCGGUGGCUCAUCAGCAACAGGUUCGGCCUCAGCUGCUGCUGCUGCUGCUGCUGCACAAGCGGCACGGGGAGCGGGCGACAUGGGCGGGUUUAUGGAUGAUAUGGAGGAGGAUGAUGACGAUGACAUGAUGGGGGGAGGAUCAGGGUACAGCCGCAAGCGGGGGUUUGUGCAGAACGCUGCGGCGUCCGCAGCGAGGAAGAGGCGGCACGACAUGAACCACCGCGUCAAGCGCCUGCUGGACCUCGUGCCCGUCUCCAAUAAGAGGGACACGGCAGCCAUGCUGCUGGAGGUGAUACAGCUAGUGCAGUCCACCAUCGCUCAGAUCAAGGAGAUAACGCUGGGAGAGGACUGCCCGGCCGCGGAGCGUGCAUGUGGGGUGUGCAAGGAGGAGCCGCUCUCGUCCCUCACCCACCACGCUCCUGCCUCCUCUGGUAUCAGCCUCGCUGCCUCCGCUGCAGCCGAGAAACAACAGCAACAGCAGCAGCAGAUGACGGCCAGCCAAUCAGGAGCUGCCAGCACAUUCUCAAACAGCACUCCCGCUGCAGCUGCCGCCGCCGCCGCUGCCCCUGCUGACUCGCAACCUCAGCAGCAGCAGCAGAGCGGGGCACUAGCACCAUCAACAGCAACGUCUGCAGCUCCUGUGGAGAACUCACCCAACUCGAAGCAGAGCGCCCGGGCGGCGCAAGCUGCGAAGCUGAGGAUGAGACGGAAGAUGCAGCAGGCGCGGCUGGAGGCGGAGCGGAGAGGCACGGGGGGAGCGGGUGCAGGAGGGAAAGAUGGUGGUAGUGGUAGGACUGGAGCGAGUGGUGGGAGUGGAGGGAAUAAGGGGGGUGGAGGUGGAGGUGGUGGUGGUGAGAGGGAGAAGGGACCCAUGAAGACUCUGGCAGUGAGAGGGUUUGCUAUUGUUAGUGCUAAGUGUGCUAAUAUUGUGGCAGCUAAGGUAGUGGUUCCGGAUUUUCAGGUGUAG